CAGUCGUAUCGCGUGUACACGAGCUAGGCGGUUUCGCAUUGGUUCCGUGAGGGUGUUUAUUUUUCAUCAAGUGCGUUUUGUAGUCUUAUCGCCUCACGUUUAAAUUACCCAAAAAAUAUUUCCAAUAAGAUUUUGUGGUGUUAUUGAAGUUUGGGAUGCGAGACAAAACGAUACAAAGAGUAGUAAAAUGAAUACGCAAAGAUAACAUUAAUUUUUUAUAUCCAUAAUUAAUUUCAGCAUGAGAAAUCAGUAUGGAUUAUUUCAAUGAAACUUGGUCACCGAACGAAGAAGCUGCUUUGAAAUGCAGGUCUUGGUACGAAUGGGAUGAUCAUUGGAUAAACGGGUGUAAUGCAUCAUCAGAUUCACUGAUAUGUUGGCCUCCCACACCGGCUGGUGUAAUCGUAUAUCAGCCAUGUUUUCGAGAGCUCAGAGGAAUAUUAUAUGAUACAACUAAAAAUGCAAGUCGGAUAUGCUACGAGAACAAUACUUGGGGCCUAACCGAUUUCAACGAGUGCACGAUUCUUGGUGAUCCGAAAGCAGUGACGUACGAUGAAGAAGGCACUGUUGAUAUAAUUAUUUAUUUGUAUAUAGCUGGUCAUUGUUUGUCAUUAAUAAUGACAUCACUGGCCAUUUUUGUAUUCUGGCGAUUUAAAGAACUGAAAUGUUUGCGCAACAAAAUCCAUUCGAAUUUGAUGGCGUCGUACUUAUUAGCAGGCAUCAUGUGGAUACUGAACUACACUAACUUGACCAACACGGGGACAUUUAAAUGUGCUUUGUUGGUGUUACCACUUUACUAUUUCACCAUGACGAAUUAUUUUUGGGCGUUUAUCGAAGGAAUGUAUUUAUUUAUAAUAGUCGUAGAUACAUUUUUCCCAGACAGAGUGCGGUUGCGAACAUAUAUGGCUAUCGGAUGGGGAAUACCAUUGAUCAUUAUACCCACUUGGUGCGUCACAAAACUUUUGGUGCCGACUAAAAAUGACUUAGAUUUGUACAACCAGAUCACAUACGAAAGAUAUUGUCCCUUAAUGGCCUCAUACGUAGACGAUUGGAUAUAUCAGUCACCGAUAGUCAUCGUUUUGCUGAUCAACUCUAUAUUCCUUGUAAAAAUUAUGAGGGUGUUGAUAACAAAAAUAAGGUCCACCAAAUCCGCAGAAACUCACAACUACAAAAAAGCCACCAAAGCUCUUUUAGUGUUGAUACCACUACUGGGCAUUACCUUUUGUUUGGACAUGAUCAAUCCCAGUUCCACGGGAUUACUGGUUAAUAUUUACAAAUUCAGCAAAGUUGUAAUAAUCAGUACUCAGGGGUUCACCGUCUCGUUACUGUAUUGUUUCUUUAACAAUGAAGUUCAAAACACAUUGAAAUACCACAUUACUAGAUGGCAGACAAAGCGGAAAUUCCUCGCUUCGAGAAAAAAAUAUGGCCGGUCCUGGUUGUCGGUAAAACAAAACAAUAUAAUAUGUGAUCAGCUGGACCCAAAGGAACUGAUGCCAUGGAUACCAGCAAACAACGUUAGAUCGUCUUCUUGCAUCAGCAACGGCACGACUACCUCAGCGUUGUCAAACAUGAGACUGCCCCCGGAUACGACUAUCGAAAUACCACCGGAUCCAGAACAACAACAUUUAUCUAAGGAUUCAAAUGAUGAUGGAGCCGAACCGUGAACCAUACUAUAGUCGUUAUGUCGGGUUUAAUUAUAUAAUAUCAUAAAUGCAUAAAAUAUUUAAAUA
Myzus persicae (green peach aphid) is the source of this 1727-nucleotide messenger RNA. Its product is annotated as diuretic hormone receptor-like. NCBI's taxonomy places the organism in Eukaryota, Metazoa, Arthropoda, Insecta, Hemiptera, Aphididae. The record is from RefSeq and is a predicted model, not a curated record. Gene Ontology annotation, molecular function: peptide hormone binding; G protein-coupled peptide receptor activity; diuretic hormone receptor activity. Gene Ontology annotation, cellular component: plasma membrane. Bases 252 to 1661 code for a protein of 469 amino acids. The transcript is spliced from 12 exons. Gene Ontology annotation, biological process: cell surface receptor signaling pathway; adenylate cyclase-modulating G protein-coupled receptor signaling pathway.